AAGGCUAACGAGUGCCUGACAGCCCAAAUCCGGGACUUAAAUAUCCCACAAUUCCAGCGUGUUUGAUUAUUAGACAGUUGUUUGACCAGCGCGACUCGUGGAGAUUUGUCCUCACUCAGAUUGAAGGUAGGCUUCAGAGAUCAUUAUCGAUUAGAGUCGAUUUGAGUUGAAAAAGAUGUGGGCUUCAGAUCUGCUCCUGAAAGUCUCCUUCUUGGUAGUGUGUCAAGCUGCUGCUGGCCGGGCUCAGACCAACCUAAGCAGCAUGCUGGCACCGCAGGCGGACCGGGUCAUGAACCUCAGCGAGUGGGAGCAGCGCUGGCAGGACAACCGGAUCGGCUUCCAUCAGCCUCAAGUGCACAAGAUGCUGGAGAGCCACAUCGAUAAAGUUCUCAACGGGCGAUCGGGAGUUCGCUUCUUCUUCCCUCUGUGCGGCAAAGCUGUAGACAUGAAAUGGUUAGCAGACAUGGGUCACUCUGUGGUCGGGGUGGAGAUUUCUGAAAAAGCCAUCCGACAGUUCUUCGAAGAGAACAACAUGACGUACAGCGAGGAGCCCGUGCCUGCGAUAUCGGGGGCAAAGGUUUUCAAGAACUCAGAGAAAAACAUCUCGUUGUAUCAGUGUGACAUGUACAGCUUCUCCAGUGCCAUUGACGGUCAGUUCGGAGCCAUCUGGGACAGGGGCUCUUUAGUGGCCAUCAACCCUCAAGACAGAGAAAAGUAUGCUGCUCUCAUUAUUUCUCUGAUGGCCGAAGACUGCAGAUACCUUCUGGACACUUUGUUGUAUAAUCCUGAGUUAUAUCCAGGUCCUCCGUUUUUUGUGCCUGACGAGCAAGUACACAGUCUGUUUGGAAGCCGCUGUGACAUUGAGACUCUGCAGUCGGUGGAUGCUAUGACAGACAGACAGCGAGAAUGGGGACUCGACUACCUGAAGGAAGCCGUGCACCUGAUCACCAUGAAGAGCAGCUGAAUACAAUGAAGUGUGGAAGUCUUUUGGGAAUCCUUCAAGAGUUAUUAAAAUUAAAGAAAAUUAAAGUGGAAUUGAAUGUCAAUU
Molecule: messenger RNA, 1048 nt
Organism: Salarias fasciatus (jewelled blenny)
Lineage: Eukaryota; Metazoa; Chordata; Actinopteri; Blenniiformes; Blenniidae
Product: probable thiopurine S-methyltransferase
Exons: 9
Coding region: 176-964 (262 amino acids)
Molecular function (GO): thiopurine S-methyltransferase activity
Source: RefSeq, a predicted model, not a curated record